CCGCCUGUUUUGUUUUGCGACAGAAAUGAACUGUGACGUGUGGAAAGCGGCCCCCGUGAGGUCUUCCAGCUGCUCCAGCAGCAACCACAGUGGCGAUGGGAGCUGGGAUCCCCCGAGUGACUUUUCCACCCCCUCCACCCCUUCACCGCCCCUGACCGCCGACAUCACGACCAGCAUCCUGUCCUCCCUGCAGUCCGACCUGGAGGAAACGGAAGCCACCCAGUUUCUCUUUGGGGAGCCAGUACCCAGGAAGAGGAAGAACUCCACGAAAGUGAUGUUCAAGUGUUUGUGGAAGAACUGUGGGAAGGUCCUCAGCAGUUCCUCGGGGAUGCAGAGGCACAUCCGAGCCAUUCACCUGGGGUAGGUCAGCCUCUUGGUCAUUGGGAAGACGCGUCUGUGUGGUGGCAGGCAUGAAUAGGUUGACUUCUGAGAAGGGAGUUCCACAGGAUCUAC
Messenger RNA from Notechis scutatus (mainland tiger snake), 453 nucleotides. NCBI's taxonomy places the organism in Eukaryota, Metazoa, Chordata, Lepidosauria, Squamata, Elapidae. The record is from RefSeq and is a predicted model, not a curated record.